Molecule: messenger RNA, 1827 nt
Organism: Toxorhynchites rutilus septentrionalis
Lineage: Eukaryota; Metazoa; Arthropoda; Insecta; Diptera; Culicidae
Gene: phtm
Product: cytochrome P450 306a1
Exons: 6
Coding region: 177-1679 (500 amino acids)
Biological process (GO): xenobiotic metabolic process
Cellular component (GO): cytoplasm; intracellular membrane-bounded organelle
Molecular function (GO): iron ion binding; heme binding; oxidoreductase activity, acting on paired donors, with incorporation or reduction of molecular oxygen, reduced flavin or flavoprotein as one donor, and incorporation of one atom of oxygen
Source: RefSeq, a predicted model, not a curated record
AUGGGAAUGUUUGUGAACGGAUUUGAAUCGAGCAGCGAAUCAGUCGUAAAUUGUAAAGUAUAAUUGAUUUACUGAUCAAUAUUUAACGGAUGCUGGUUUCGAAUCCGAGCAUAUUUAUGUGAACAAAGAGGCGUAAGGAUCAGUCUAGCUUCAGAUGUGUUUCAGUGUACAUUAAGAUGUAUCUUAUACUAAUCGCUAUAACCAUUUGCACUUAUAUCGCCUGGUUAUUCCUGAAUCGCCGCGGCAAGCCACCCGGUCCACUGGGUCUCCCUUUGAUCGGCUAUCUUCCCUUCAUCGACCCAGAAAAGCCUUACGAAACACUGUUGAAGCUCGCAGAGAAGUAUGGACCUAUUUUCAGUCUUCAGAUGGGCCAGGUAUACACAGUUGUCCUGACCGACCAGACAUUGCUUCGGGACGCACUCAAACGAGAGGAGCUAACAGGACGUGCCCCACUCUUCGUCACCCAUGGAAUAAUGGGAGGACACGGAAUCAUCUGUGCGGAGGGCAAUCUGUGGCGCGAUCAGCGGCGUCUGUCGAUCGAGUGGCUGCGUAAAAUGGGCAUGACUAAGUUCGGUCUGGCGCGCACGACGCUCGAGAAGCGUAUCUUGGCCAGUAUCGAGGAACUCGUUCAGGAUUUGGAAAAAGAAUCGACAAAAGUAUUAGCCUUCGAUCCCGCGCCUUUUUUGCACCAUAUUCUAGGAAAUCUGAUGAAUGACCUCGUUUUUGGAAUAAAGUACGAGCGGGAUGAUGAAACCUGGCGAUAUCUUCAACAUCUUCAGGAGGAAGGCGUUAAGCACAUUGGCGUGUCGAUGGCGGUAAACUUUUUGCCAUUUUUAAGACAUCUGCCUUCAAGCAAAAACGUAAUUGAAUUUUUAUUAAAUGGUAAAGCAAAAACGCAUAAAAUUUACGACUCGAUUAUCGAGCAACGGCGGAAAGAACUGCCGGAGAAUUCGGACAGCGAGGCCAAUACUCCGGAAAAUGAUUGCAUUCUGUCAAAUUUUGUGCAAGAAGCUCGCCGACGGGAAGCUGCCAAUCGCCCAGAGCAAGCCUUCUGCAGCGAUACCCAGCUGAGGCACGUUUUGGCCGAUCUCUUCGGAGCAGGUGUUGACACAACGUUUAGCACUCUUCGCUGGAUAAUUCUACUCGUGGCUCUGAACAAAAAUGUACAGAAAAAACUAAGAGAGGAACUUUCCAGUCAGCUUGAGAGAGCGCCAACACUCGACGAUGUGAACCAGUUGCCAUACUUGAAGGCUUGCGUCGCUGAAGCACAAAGAUUGAGGACUGUAGUGCCUGUCGGAAUUCCACAUGGGGCAGUUUCGGAGACUACAAUAGCUGGUUACAAAAUUCCGAAAAAUACCAUGAUAUUACCACUGCUGUGGGCGGUCCACAUGAACCCGAAACUUUGGUCUGACCCGGGGACUUUCAAUCCGUCGCGUUUUCUAGACGAUUUGGGACAAUAUGCAGCGCCGAGCUAUUUCAUGCCAUUCCAAACCGGCAAACGAAUGUGUUUGGGAGAUGAAUUGGCUCGUAUGAUUCUUUAUCUCUACACGGCUCGAUUAUUCUGGCAUUUCGAGCUGGAUGUAUGCAAUCGAGACAGUAUUGAUUUGACCGGUAUCUGCGGAAUCACACUAACACCACCCACAUACGAUAUUAUCUUCACAAAAGGCUCUCUGUGUUAGAUUCAUCUCAUCACUAUGACAACAAAGAUAGUAUCACAUUUGUAUCAGUGUUCAAUAUAUUUUACACUUUCAGUUAUACGCACACAUAAACACAGAUACAUGUAUCCAUACAGAUGAGAAAUAAAACUUAUUAUAAGUUAGUUAGUUG